GUGAUCUGUCCUCCUCGCGGCGGAAGAAGCGCGCCCCCCAGCGGAGAAGAGCGGAAAAUCGUUUCCAGGCCGUGCGCGCUCCCGCGCCCGCCCCCUUACUGUCACGCGACAGAAUUUUACCAUAAAGCCACAAAAUACUAUUUUCAAAAGACACCAGAAUCGGAUCCAGUGUCAGCUGAAGAGCGGGAGAUUUCCUGACAGUUCUCGAGGGCUGAGCGGAAGUGCGCAUGCGCAGCAGACUUUCGGUUUGACUUGAAAGAGAAAGUGAAGUUUGCUUCAUGAACCUUCGUUUCUAUCCAUGAAAACAAGAGAAAAACACAGAAACGCGACUUGUUCUGAGCUCAAUCCCGCCUGUCUUUGGUGAAAGAGAUGUCGAAAGGAAACCAUAAAAAUGACAGCAGGAACGUACGUUCGGUUCUCCAACCCGACCUCCCUGAGAACAACAAUAUGAAGCCAGAGCCUGAUGACCACAGAGGGACAUGCUCCGCCCACAAGGAUGAGAAGAGAAGCCUGAUGAUGGCUGACGGUGGCUCAGAAGAAGACAGGAAAGGCUCCGCCCACAAGGAUGGGAGUGGAAACAUCUCAGCGAUAGCUGGGUUUGACCCGGAUGGGGGCCGGACGAACCCGUCGGGGCACGCCAGUGGAUCUGCGGGGUACCCGGAGAUCCAACGCGGGAUGGGAGGAGAGGAGCAUCCUUCAUGCUGGAAGCUGGACGACCUGAAGAAACUCUCAGACUGUGAGGAGAACCUGGGUUACCUGAAGUUUGAUAGGAUGCACGCCGUCCUGGUGGAUGUGGGGAUCCUCUAUAACAGUCACCGCCUAGUUCCUAUCAAAGGAAAGGAUGCUUGGGACAGUAACCACGUGAAGAUGCCAAACUCUGUGAGGAAUCAAAUUGCACCGAACCAGGGUCCCAAAUGGAAGCAGAUCUCCAAGCAUCUGUCUGGUCUCGCCCGUCAGAAAGAAGCGGACGUCAAAGACGUGGCGAACGCCAUCGGCCACUUCAACCCCAAGUACCAGAGUAGGUGGACGUUUGAUGCCCUCUUCUCCUUAGUUAAGACGACCCCUCCCUCAGAAAACGACCUGCACAAACUGUUUCCAAAGAUCGCCGCUUUGGCCUUGAAGCUUCCUGAUGAGGUUCAGAAGGCCAUCCCUCUGCUGCAGCGAGGACACGAUGCAUCCAUCUAUCUGUCUCGGGUUCAGAUCGCCUGCCUGCUGGCCAACGCUUUUUUCUGCACCUUUCCCCACCGCAACGCCUCCAACCGCACCGCAGAGUACCACAGCUACCCCUCCAUCAACUUCUCCAGUUUGUUCGGAAAGCCGCUGAAUCGCAAGAUCCAGAAGCUGAAGGCCAUCAUGCACUACUUUAGGGUGGUGACGGAUGAGAGGAUGCACGAGGGGACAGACAAAGCAGAAGCAAACGGCCUGGUGACGUUUGAGAGACGAUGCCUCAGAGACGCAGACACGCCCUGCUGGAAAAGCUGCACGGAGACGCUGAGCAAACUCCACGUCACGUCCAGAGGCCACAUUGAGGACGACGGGGCCGACUUCCUGCAGGUGGACUUCGCUGCCAAGGUCAUCGGCGGGGGGGUUCUGGACUCAGGUCUGGUCCAGGAGGAAAUCCUGUUCCUCCUGUAUCCUGAACUGAUCGUGUCGCGGCUCUUCACGCAGGAACUGGACGACAACGAGUGUCUGAUCAUCACAGGUUUGCGGCGGUUCAGCAUCUAUGAGGGUUACAGUGACAGCUUCCAGUGGGUGGGGCCUUAUGAUGCCACCCAGAAAAGGGACAAGUGGCGCCGGCUGAAGUGUCAGAUCGUCGCCAUCGACGCGCUGCACUUCAAAGACCCCAAGCAGCAGUACGACAUGAGGGCCAUCGAGAGGGAGCUCAACAAGGCGUACUGCGGGUUCAGGCGCUCCGAUAAGCUGCAGGAGCCCGACAUCGCCACGGGGAAAUGGGGCUGCGGAGCUUUUAACGGAGAUCCACAACUCAAAGCUAUGAUCCAGCUGAUGGCGGCGGCGAAGGCCGGCAGAGGUUUGGCUUUCUUCACCUUCAAGGACCAUCAGCUGGCCAAAGAGCUGCUGGACGUCUACCAGCUGCUGGUCUCCAGGGGGUUUACAGUUGGUGAGCUGUAUGAACUUCUGGAGAACUUCUGCACGGCGGUGAGAAGACACAAAGAUGAAAGUCUGUUUGACUUCAUCAGGAAAUCCUGGAGUAAACUGUGAAGACGCCUGUGCUCACGUACGUCAAAGACGGAAGCUCAAUAUUAAAGUUUGCACUCUUUGUUCGGCCGUUUAAUCAAAUGUUUGAUUUGGAGAGAAUCAGACGAAGGAUGCUGAUCCUGAAGAGGAUCCAGCUGUAAAAACGUUUCUGCAUGUGCUGUGAAGUGAAAUAUUUAAUAUUUUGAACGGUUUAAAGAUAAUAUGUGAAGCAUCUGUGAUCAAUUGAUUUGGUCUGAAUGUGAUCUGAGAGUUCAUCUAAAUCACGUGUCAAAGUCAAGGCCCAGGGGCCGGAUCCGGCCCUCCAGAUCAUUUAGUGUUAUUGUUAUGAAUGUCCCGAUGUUAUCUGAUGCUCAUUUACUCUUCAGCGUUUUUGACUACCAAUUUCAGCAUCUUUAGCGGCCACAAUCAGUUUACAGUAUUCACACUAGUAUUAUCACAGGUAAUGCUGUAUAUCUAGUUCAUUAUUAUAUUAAACAGUUACAGUUUUAAAAUGUAUUUCUAGAGUGUUCGUUAAUUGUUUAUCCUGUUCGGCCCGCGACCUCAGGUGUGAUUUGGAUUUUGGCCUUUUGUGUGAUCGACUUUGACUUUGUUCUUUACUGAACACUAAAGACACGUUUGACUCAAUUCAUGAACUUUAAUGAAGGAUUUUUUCCAUGAAUGUCCAAAGUUUGAACUUGUCUGAUCCGCUGUAGAUUCUUUAUUUGCUGCAAAGAAUAAAACAUUAGAAAAUAAA
Messenger RNA from Oryzias melastigma (Indian medaka), 2950 nucleotides. It is a transcript of the gene pargl, whose product is annotated as poly (ADP-ribose) glycohydrolase, like. Gene Ontology annotation, molecular function: poly(ADP-ribose) glycohydrolase activity. Gene Ontology annotation, cellular component: nucleus; cytoplasm. The transcript has 16 exons. Gene Ontology annotation, biological process: carbohydrate metabolic process; ATP generation from poly-ADP-D-ribose; regulation of DNA repair. NCBI's taxonomy places the organism in Eukaryota, Metazoa, Chordata, Actinopteri, Beloniformes, Adrianichthyidae. The record is from RefSeq and is a predicted model, not a curated record. The coding region runs from base 370 to 2220 and encodes 616 amino acids.